Molecule: messenger RNA, 752 nt
Organism: Paramecium primaurelia
Lineage: Eukaryota; Ciliophora; Oligohymenophorea; Peniculida; Parameciidae
Source: the annotation of a GenBank genome assembly
AUGUAAACUGCACCUCCAUUCUCAAAUAAUCAUUCAAAUCCUCUCUUAAUGAAAGAUGAUGUUGGAAAACCUAAACCAUCAACAUACAAUCUUCCCAAUCAAGAUUUUAUUUAUGGAUAACCAUUAUCAAGAGACAAAGAAGGAGCCAAAGAAGGUAUAUAUCAUAAUAUUUAAUACCCUUAAGUUACUAUGACAUGGAAAUUUCAUCAAGAAUCUCAAGAUAGACUACCAAAUAGAGACUUUGCUGAACUCAAUAAAUAAUCAAUACACAAUGGCUCAGUUAAAGCACAUGUAACUGAUUUAUAAUUAUUUAUACAGGAUAUGUACAAAUAUAGAUAGACUCACGAUGCUAGACUUAAAUUAAAGAAAGGUACAAAUAUUCAAGCUAUUGAAUUACCAGAAGAAGAAUUUCGUUAUGGACGUAAAAACAGGUAAUUCCAAAUCCCUAUUUAGACCAUCAACCCCUAUGAAAUUGGUAAUGGGCAACUCAUAUGGUAUUGAAGCUGAAUCAACUAUUCUGGAUAAAUAUCAAUAGAGAGCAGGAUCUCAAGUAUUAAUAAUAUACUUAACCAAAGGAUUCCAAAUUAGCUUCAUCCAUGGUCAAAAGCAAUAAGGCUUCUUAAUUAUUUCAUGAUACUAAUCAUAAAAAAUUGGCUGCAAUAUAAGGAGUAGAAAAGAAGGAACCCUUUAAGAUGGAGAAAUUUAAAUCUGUCACCCCUAAAAUUAAUACCAAUUUAUCAACUAAAAAAUGA